Monopterus albus (swamp eel) is the source of this 213-nucleotide messenger RNA. RefSeq names its product cytochrome c oxidase subunit 8A (gene cox8a). The transcript has a single exon. The record is from RefSeq and is a predicted model, not a curated record. Gene Ontology annotation, cellular component: respiratory chain complex IV; mitochondrion. Lineage: Eukaryota; Metazoa; Chordata; Actinopteri; Synbranchiformes; Synbranchidae. Gene Ontology annotation, biological process: mitochondrial electron transport, cytochrome c to oxygen. The coding region runs from base 1 to 213 and encodes 70 amino acids.
AUGUCGGGGCUCCUGAAGACCAUUGCUAGCCAUGUUGCUCCUGCCCUGAGGGGAUGCACCGUCACUCAGAAGGCUACUCUCUACAUUAGACCAGCCAAGGAAAACAUCAGCCCAGUUGACAUUUUUGUUGGAAUGGUCAUGUUCUCCCUGACCAUCCUGGGACCAUCUGGAUGGAUCUUGGCCCACAUGAAGGACUAUAAGCAGAAACAAUAA